AGAUUGUAAGACUAUUGUGAAUUGUUAGUUAUAAGCCUUUUAGUACUGCAGCUCACUUGCCCUUUCUGUAAUUUUUAAAACUUCACUUCUUCCACAACCGCAGCAAGUCCACUCAUCAUCAGCCAUCGAGGGAAUUCCGAUUGUGACGUCAUCUCUCUCGAUCACUCACCCCCGCUCCGUCUACAUUGGAAUCCCACUCUUGUUCAUGGUCCAUCGAAGCCGUCCACUGAGACAACCAGAGACAACCAUCGAUUGAGGUAAAUCCCAUCUACAUUGACAUACAUACAUAGUUGUGUGCCAUCGUUUCGGUCAAAAUGAGUGCCCAAAACCUCUACAAGUGCAUGUUGUGCAAAAAACGCCAUGCCCUCAGAUACUGCCCAAUUUUCAUCCAGAUGACGGUGGAGGACAGGAGGGUAGUAGUUCGACAGCACAACUACUGCCGAAAUUGUCUGGCGAAAAGCCACACACUUGAUGACUGCCAGUCGGCAGAGACUUGUCGAAAAUGUGGGUUUCGGCAUCACACCAUGCUGCACCCACGAAAACUCACCUUCAACUCCAGCAGCUCUACCAUCACCACCAAAUCGACCUCAUCAAGACAACAACCCCAAAAGAAACCACCAACUUUAGCACGGCCUCGACGACAACAAUCAACAUCAACUCCGGCCCAACGCAAACAACCAGCUAAAUCACGCCUUGGCCAACGUCAACACACAGCCUCAGCUGGUCAACAACAGCGACAACCCAAAAAACGCUACAGGUCUCAGAGUCAAAGAGGCCGCCUGCCACCAAAGCCAAGACCUCAGCAAAAGCCAAGACCUCAACAGAAGCCAAAGCCACAGAAAGCCAAAAAAAGACGCUCAGCAGCCCCUCAACCGAAUUACUUGAUACUGUCAGAGGCUAUAAAGUCCUUGGCGACCGUACUUUGCGCUUCCUCAUCAAAUUUUGCGUAACCGCAAGGCCGGCGCCAUGGACAAAUUUGCAUUUGUCCCUUAAAAAUUAAGAACAUAUCGUAGAAUAAGUUGUAUGAAUUAUUGAAUUGUAUUGUGAAUUGAUAUGAAUUGUCUAGCGUAUAAGAGAUCCUUUUUUGCCAUCCGUACUAGAUUGUAAGACUAUUGUGAAUUGUUAGUUAUAAGCCUUUUAGUACUGCAGCUCACUUGCCCUUUCUGUAAUUUUUAAAACUUCACUUCUUCCACAACCGCAGCAAGGUGAGCAUCCACACUCUUUUCUCCUCUCCUAAUAAAACCCUUACCUUUGUAAUCUCGCAACCGAAA
Molecule: messenger RNA, 1271 nt
Organism: Stomoxys calcitrans (stable fly)
Lineage: Eukaryota; Metazoa; Arthropoda; Insecta; Diptera; Muscidae
Product: activating signal cointegrator 1 complex subunit 2 homolog
Exons: 3
Coding region: 315-950 (211 amino acids)
Source: RefSeq, a predicted model, not a curated record